GGCUCACUCAGGGGUGUUACUCAAGCCUGCGAAGAUGGCGACCACAGGCAGAAAUACACUCCUAUCGGCUAGCACAAAUGUAAAUAACAACACUUCCGAAAGCCAAAACCCCGAUGAAGAUGACGGACAGAAUUUAUGGUCGUCGAUAUUGAGUGAGGUAUCUACGCGUUCCCGAUCAAAAUUGCCUUCAGGAAAGAAUGUGGUGGUAAUGGGUGAGGUGGGGUCUGGGAAGACCACCCUUGUGGCCAAACUACAAGUUGUAGAGGAAUACAUGAAGGGACGGGGUUUAGAGUACCUGUAUUUCAAUGUUCAUGAUGACGACAUUGAUGAUCAUGCACGGUGUAAUGCAUGGGUGUUGGAUGGAGACCUGUAUCACAAAGGCCUACAGAAGUUUGCUCUGUCCACGGAGAAUCUGGCAGACUCACUGGUCCUGUUCGUGGUGGAUCUAUCCCGACCCUGGCUGGCCCUUGAUUCACUGCAGAAGUGGGGCAGCGUGGUGAGGGAUUAUUUGGACAAGCUCAGAGUGCCUCCUGAAACCAUGCGAGAGCUGGAGCACAGAUUGGUCAAGCAGUUCCAGGAGUAUGUGGAACCGGGAAGUGACCUGGAUGGCGUGCCCCAGAGAAGGAAUCCAGAAUCAGAGGAAGAGGGCAUCCUGCUGCCUCUGGGGGACAACACACUCACACACAACCUGGGCCUUCCUAUAUUGGUGGUCUGCACUAAGUGUGAUGCUAUCAGCACUUUGGAGAAGGAGCAUGAUUAUAAAGAUGAGCACUUAGACUUCAUCCAGUCUCACAUUCGACGCUUCUGCCUGCAGUAUGGAGCAGCAUUACUCUACACGUCCAUGAAGGAGAACAAAAAUCUAGACUUGUUAUAUAAAUACCUCGUACACAGGUUAUACGGCUUUCCCUUCAACAUCCCAGCUCAGGUGGUGGAGAAAGACUCAGUGUUUAUUCCAUCAGGAUGGGACAAUGAAAAAAAGAUUGCCAUCCUGCAUGAAAAUUUUCAGACAGUAAAAGCAGAUGACAACUUUGAAGAUGUAAUAGUGAAACCCCCAGUUAGAAAGUUUGUACAUGAAAAAGAAGUUCAAGCUGAAGAUGACCAAGUAUUUCUAGUAAAGUUGCAGUCUCUGUUAGCUAAACAGCCUCCAGUCACUGCAGGAAGGCCAGUUGACCCAACAAACAGAGCUCCUACCGGCUCACCGAGGACGACCAAUCGCUCCGCUGCAGCAAACGUGGCUAACGUCAUGCCCAUGCAAUCAGGUACCAAGAAGAUUGAUCCCAACAUGAAAGGAGGCCAGACCAGUGAGGGUGUGCUAGCUAACUUCUUCAACAGUCUGCUGACUAAGAAAGCUGGCUCGCCCGGCCAAGGUGGUCAGCCCACAGGUGGAGGGAGCAACACACCAGGAACAGUUCGCAAGUCAGAUCUUUGACAUCAGCGACGGCUCCAAGCUGGGGUUAACAGACGUCCAGGCUGAGCUGGACCGGAUCGCCAAUAAAUCCGACCUGGACUCGGCUCCUAUUGCCACCACGCCACCUGCUGAAAAUGAUGAAUCCUGAACAAGAGGCGGGGUUUAUUCACUGUCAAGCCCCUCCCCUUUUACACUGCUCUCUCCGCCCACCCUGAACCUGCCUCCCUUCUGCCGCCUCCCCUCCUCUCGCUCACUCUUCCUCUUGAUCUUGUUCAGAUUUGGGGGGGGGGAUUUAUUCCUGUUUAUUCCUUGUAAGGCCAGUGACUUGAAGUUGCAUGUCAGGCAUAUAAUGAUGCUAUGUCUGUCUCCACACACGCACACAUGUACAGCGGAUGGUUCCGUUAAACAGAGACAGACUGAAGGAAGGUUAACGUAGAAAUUAAGGACACUAAAAGAGAUGCUUAGAAAGGAAAUUGAAAUGUAGAUUCAAGUCAGAAUUAGAAAGUGAGGGGUAUGUACACUUUUUGUGUAUGCAAGUUAGAUUCUUUUCCAUGGUUUUGGUAGUGAAUUACCUUCUUGCGAGAGAAGAACCGUGAAUGUCUACAGUGAAUGUCACUCGGCUUAUAACAAACAAAUGCUCAUUUUUACUUAUCUAAACGUCUUAUUAAGCCUCGUGAACAAAAAACAAAUAGAAAAAUAAAGGGAAGUAUCACAUUUCAGUCAUUAUAGCAACAGAGAAGGAUAUGAUCAAACAAAUAUGUUGAAUGUGGUCACCUUGUGUUGGUAUUUUCAUUAAAUUGUUGUCUUCAGCAUUCUUAAAGGGAUAGUCUACCCAAAAAUUUAAAUUGUCACAUUGUUCCAAACCCAAAUGUGUUUCUUUCUUUCAUGGAGCACAAAAGGAGAGGUUAGGCUCAAUGUUGGGACUGACAGUACGUCACCAUUCACUUUCAAAAAAAAAAAAAAAAAAGGAUGCAUUGAAAGUGAAUGGUGACUGAGGCUAACAUUCUACCUAAUAUCUCCUUUUGUGUUCCACAGAGAAAAGUAAGUCAUCUGGGUUUGAAACAACAUGAAUGUGAAUAAAUAAUGACAGAAUUUGUAUUUUUUUUUUUUUUUUUUUUUU
Messenger RNA from Myxocyprinus asiaticus (Chinese sucker), 2528 nucleotides. Its product is annotated as cytoplasmic dynein 1 light intermediate chain 1-like. NCBI's taxonomy places the organism in Eukaryota, Metazoa, Chordata, Actinopteri, Cypriniformes, Catostomidae. Gene Ontology annotation, molecular function: dynein heavy chain binding. Bases 35 to 1429 code for a protein of 464 amino acids. Gene Ontology annotation, biological process: microtubule cytoskeleton organization; microtubule-based movement. The record is from RefSeq and is a predicted model, not a curated record. Gene Ontology annotation, cellular component: centrosome; cytoplasmic dynein complex. The transcript has 14 exons.